UCCUGACUCGAUACAAUGCACCGGUUUCGACUCCUCCUCUUCAACUGCAUUCAACCCGAAGACGACACUGAUAAGCACACUUCAGUCGAGCUCCAGAAGACCGCUUAUAACCGGUCAAAGCAGGCCAGAAGCAUGUCUGCUGUAGUGCUGCAAGUUGGACAGUGUGGAAAUCAGCUGGGCCUGGACUGGUGGAGGCUCAUCACUAAAAAGUCAAAUCAGCACAAGAAAAGAUGUCCAUUCAGCUCCAGAAAUGGUGAACUAGCAGCAGUGUGUGUUGACACAGAGCCAAAAGUCCUCAGGAAAAUCGGCGAGUUUGUCCAAAAUAAGGAAAUCCGUCCAUCCAGUGUUAUUGAGGGGAAAGGAGGACGUGGAGGAAAUUGGGCGUACGGUUACCAUGGAGGUCGAGGUGACGGUGAGAAUGGCUUACUCAAGCAUACAAUGGAGGCAGUGCGUCAAGAGGCGGAGAGACAAGAUUACUAUGGUGGAACUGUUCUCUUGCACAGUCUGAGUGGAGGCACAGGGUCUGGUCUUGGUUCACGGCUAUGUGAGGAAAUUCGCGAGGAGUUUCCUGUGGGUCAUAUCCUGACUGUGUCCGUGGUCCCUCAUCAAAGCGGAGAGAGCCCGCUCCAGCACUACAACACUUUACUGAGUCUAGCAGCACUACACAGGUCGGCCGAUGGCAUACUUCUGUUCCAUAAUGAUCAUGUAAUAAGUCGCGCUGGAUUUCAGCGGAAAUCACAUGCCGGGUUUGGAGCUAUCUCCUGUGGCUUUCCACAAAGCAAACUCUUAGCAAUGAAUGCACACAUAACUUCUUGUAUGGCUGGACUCUUUCUGCCAGUGAAGACUCUUACUACACGCAGUAGCCAGAGUUUGGGAAUAGAGCCAUGGGAGCUGGUGAGGUCUGUAUGCCCCAUUCCUACAGCCAAACUACUCUACACCGCUCAGGCUUCUGCUCGUGAGAUGUCACACUGGGACUCUUUAGCCAGUGAAACACUUCAGAAUCUACCUCAGCUUUCACCUGAUGGAAAACCUUAUUCAAGUCGUGCUGUGCUGGCUGUUGCACGUGGCAACCAGGACAACUCGUUUAUCGUUUCAAAUGUCCUGCAGAAGUUGCGACAAGCACAUAGGUGUGUCCACUGGAAUCCUUUUCCUGUUGACUACUGGACCGAUCCCCUAAAUGAAGCUAAUGUCUCCUUGUCCGCUCGCAUGCUCACUGUAUGUUCCAACCACAGCAGUGUCACAAGGUUAUUAGGCCAUGUAGCUCAACGUGCCACAGAGAUGUUAAGUGCACGAGCCUAUCUACACUGGUACAAAUGCUAUGGAAUAGAGAUAGAAGAAUUUCAGCAGGCAUUAAAUACGCUUUCUGGUGUCAUUGAGGAGUAUGUGUCUCAGUGAUGCUUAGACCAUUCACCGAAUAAUGAAUCCAUUAAUGUGAAAUGCAUGGAUGGUGUUUAAUGUCUAGUUAUGUACUUGGGUUUUAUAUUGUCUUUACCAGCAAGCAUUUUUAAAGUUUAAGGGCUUAAAAAAAUAUUUCCAACUGCAUUUGCUGGUGAAGGAAAAAAAAUAUAUAAAUUUUGAUAUACUGUUGAAACCAUUCACAACACAAUAUUGAAACUGAAUCAAUAAAGAAAUUAUAAAG
Ictalurus punctatus (channel catfish) is the source of this 1639-nucleotide messenger RNA. RefSeq lists its product as uncharacterized. The record is from RefSeq and is a predicted model, not a curated record. Gene Ontology annotation, biological process: mitotic cell cycle; microtubule cytoskeleton organization. The transcript has 11 exons. NCBI's taxonomy places the organism in Eukaryota, Metazoa, Chordata, Actinopteri, Siluriformes, Ictaluridae. Gene Ontology annotation, molecular function: GTP binding; structural constituent of cytoskeleton. The coding region runs from base 16 to 1395 and encodes 459 amino acids. Gene Ontology annotation, cellular component: cytoplasm; microtubule.